AACACACGAAACUGCCGGCUUAAAGGAACUCUCUGUGCAGUAGAAAGAAGGUGGUGGAAGAAGAGAGGAAGGCGUUCGAAGGCACAACAGAGAAAGAGAAUCAGCCCAUUCCCUCUGUGUGUUCCCCGUAGUUUGUAUUUUAGAGGGCGCUAGUAGAGAUAUUUUUGGGCCUGUUUUGAAAGCAUAAUGGAAUUAGAAACAUCUCGAAAGAGUCUAUGGGAUUGUUCGUAUGUACGCGCGUUCGAGGUUAUGUAUAUAGGCGAUCAUGAUCAUUGGUCCUUUUGGAACGAAGGAUAACAAAAGAGUUUCGAAACAACUAGAAAGACAAGCUGACUUGGGCAUUGCGGGUACAAGAUUUUAUUAAGAUUAUUGUUAGAAGAAAAUUGUUUUUUUAAGUUUUUAAAAAACUUUUUUCUUUUCUGCAUAUAUCAUUAUAAUAUUUAAGUCAAAUUAUUUUCUUCAAAUGAUUCUUUAAGAAAAAAAAAUAAAGUUUAUAAGAAAAAUUUGCAUUUUAUGUACGUAUAAUUUAUAGAUAUUAUAUAUUUGAUAUUAUAAAAUAUUAUGUGAUUGCUAAUCUCAAUACUUUUUGAAUUGAUUUAAAUUAGCUGCGUGAACAUUUAAGUUCGAUAUCCAACGAUUGGCAAAAAAAAAAACGUAUACAUCAUACAAGUAUACAAAGGAAAUGGUUCAGGGAGUAAUCUAAAUGAAUGGAAAGGCGCGCGCGCAUUUCCUUUCGUCUCGAAUAAAACGUUACUCCUUAACGACCUAAGUGCACUUCCUGUAUAAUUAAUUGUACUCAAGUUUGUUACGCUUCUGCAAAUUCAUUGAACUCAACAAAUUUAAUAUUAGAUAGAUAAAAAAUAAUCGAACAAAUGUAGCAAAAUGAAAUAAUAUAAUAUAAACGAUAUAAACGAAAAAUAUUGAAAAAAACCGAUUAAUUUUUAAUUGCAGCAAAUAUCAAUGGAAAUUGUAACAUAUAAGAAGUAUGCAUAACUGAAGCAAUUACAAAGUGCUAUUUUAAGUGGCAUGCAUCUGCUUAAUUGAUAUUUAUUUUCAAUUAAAUGAGAUCAAGAAUAAUUCGAAAAGUAUAAGAGAGUCGACGACACGAUAAAAUUGAUGAAAAAAUUCAUAAGCUACGCGGCCAUGGAUGACGAUGGCCAGUGCAAAAAUAUCGUCAGUGAAACGAGGAUUGCUGCAGCCGCAAGAAUUUUUCGAGAACGACCGUUUUCUUCUUCUUCGCGGGUAGCCCACAACGGAAAACGAGCUGCAAUAAAGUUUACAACGUGGCCCCGCUGACUCUCGUGUAUUUAUAGCUGGUCAUUUCCACGGGGAUCCUCCCGUAAUUUUCGAGUCGAAUGAUUUUACACGUCGAUGAUUUUUCUUUUACUUUUUCUUCAUCUUCACUGACUGAAGCUGAUUUUUACAAUUACAAAAUGAAGAAGAUCUCAAAGAUUUAUAAAUAUCUCUUCCAGCAAAUAUUUCUUAUUUUGUGUCUCUACUAAAACUACAAAUUAAAAUCAAUCUUUCGAUUAAACUUUAUUUUAACUGAAAAAAAUAGAAAUAUAAUAAUUAUCUAUUUUUAAGAUAUUCCAAUACAAAAAUUAAAUCAGAACUUACAAGAUUAUUGACAUAUAACGUCAUUGAUUAUUUCGUAUAAUAAAAUUUUAGUAAUAUUCUAAUAUCCUAACAAAGUAUUCUAGGAUUCUUCGUAGCAAUAUUUAAUUACUAAAGAAAAUUUGGACGUAGUUAAUGUUACGAUUGAAAAGUACAGAAUGUUCUCUUCUUCAUAUUUCAUUAGUGACUUUCGUUUUCUUCAAGGUUCUCGGUAAAUGUGAAUCUUUCAGAAGUCACUUAAAUAUUCAAACAGCUUAUGUCAUUUUACAUUUGAAAUAGUUGUUAACAUUCAACAAUCUAGUUUAUUUCUAUCAUAUUUGCAGAAAUCAAAAGCAGUCUAUUGCCCCAUUGAUCAGCAAUGUCCAUCUCGACAUUAGUUAAGUUCAUUCUGACGCAACAUCGAGAUCCACGUGGACACUGACCAGGGACGGCCAGGGACGAAAGAGGAAUUUCUGAGCAAUGAUGAGUUAAACAUUGAUUUCGAUCGGUGUCCACUGGAACGCGACGGAAAACCACCACCCGAUCACGAACCACCCCUGCUAUGUGUCAGUAGUAUGCCGACUGUUGUUCCUAUUGCACGAAUUUCCGCUACUCUUAUAAGUGUCUGUGUUAAUUGAAAUACAUUUGUACAAAAUUAUCAGGAAUUGUUAUAAAUUUAAAAGGAAAAUUGAAGAUGAUAAGAAAAUAUUCACGAAGAACAAGCAGAGAUAAAAAUUAAUGAAGAAAUUUAGGUGAUGGGAUAAUUUUGAACGAUCCAUGAAAUUUCCAUGAAUGUGACGAAUGGUGCUUGUGAAAAAUUCACCACCUUCGCGAGGCGAGAGUCCUCAAAAAGAAAAUGCGAGGAAAGAUAAGGGGAAGAAUCGCGUGUCACGUGGCAAUAGUCCAGCGGAUCAGACUAGUUCCAGAGGAAAUAGCCCAGGAAAGAGCAAUUCUGGUGUCAAAGUAAUCGGGAAAAAUAAUUUGACGAAGUCUCAUGGAAGCGAGACCGGUAGUAUCGAGAGACUGAUAGAUGGUGAUAAGAGAGUGAUUGCCACCAAACAUUUGCUUCCAGAGAACAACAUAAAUGUUGUCGUCAGAGUUCGUCCACUCAGCAAGAAGGAAAUUAAAACCGGCGAUGAUAUGGCCGUGCAAUUUCCCGGAGAGGGGCAGAUAUACUGCGAAGGAUUUCCGAGUAGCGGGGACAAGAAGGGCAAAUUAUUUUCGUACAACGUGGUGUUCGAGCCCACGGCCUCUCAGGAGGACAUCUUACAAUUUUCUGGCGUGAAAAAACUUAUCGAAAUGGCGGUGGAGGGAUUCAGUUGUACCGCGUUUUGUUACGGACAAACUGGAAGCGGGAAAACCCACACGCUCACGGGGCCUCCAGAAAUGUUCGAAAAAAUGAAUCCUUAUUCGGAGCAACAUGGUUUGGUCUUCCGGUCUUUCGUCUAUUUAUUUAAAUUGUUACAAGAACGAGAAGAAUGUAAUUUCGUGUUGAAAGCCUCCUUCCUGGAGAUUUAUAAUGAAAAGGUAAUAGAUCUGUUAAAUCCUGGUACAUCGAGGAAACCUUUAAUGGUCCGGUGGAGUAAAAAGACACGAGGCUUUUUUGUCGAGAAUCUUUUCACUGUUGAAUGCGAAGAACUUGAUGAUCUUCUGGCUGUUCUCGAAGAAGGGAUGAGAAAUAGAAAAGUUGGUGCACACAAUAUGAAUGAUCAUUCUAGCAGAAGCCACAGUAUCCUCACUGUCAAUAUCACAUCUGAGCAACAGAUGGAUAACAGCAUAUUCAUCUCAAGACAAGGAAAAAUCAAUUUUGUCGACUUGGCUGGAAGUGAGAUGACAAAAAAGACACAAAGUGAGGGAAAAACUUUGGAAGAAGCGAACAAUAUCAAUAAAAGUCUAAUGGUUCUAGGUUACUGCAUAGCUUCUUUGAGUGAUGGGAAACGUAAGGGUGGACAUAUUCCAUAUCGAGACAGUAAACUAACUAAACUUCUGGCCGAUAGUUUAGCGGGAAAUGGUGUUACUUUAAUGAUCGCUUGUAUUUCACCAGCUAAAUCGAACGCAAGUGAAACUUUGAAUACUUUGAGAUAUGCAGCGAGAGUAAAAAAAAUCCGAACAAAACCUAUUGUGGUAAUGGAUCCUCGAGAAGCUCUGAUUCUUAGUCUGAAACGGGAGGUAGGAGCCUUACAAACAGAAAAUGAACAUCUUCGAGCAGCUCUUCAUUUAAAUAGUGAUGCCUCAAAUAUAAUUCGUAGCGAAUCUAAAGCUGAAAGAAAAAUACCAUUGACACCUCCAAUAGUAGAUUUAAAUAAACUAUCUGAAAUGGAACGAUCUGAAUUAAGUCAACUGAUUCAUGCAUACAUUACCGAAAAUGAAGCUCUUCGUCGAGAAAAUGCAGAGUUAUAUGCUACAAGAGAGCAAGUGAUACGGGACCAAGAACUUGUUUGCAGAGAAAACGAGAGGUUACUGAAGAAACUCGAAGAUGUCAACUCGUUUUAUCACUGCAGAGUAUGUUGUCGAUCUCCAAUCAUACCUGCCAGACCUACAUAUUCAGCGGAAAUGCUAAACGAUAGUAAUAACGAGAAUGCACCUGGCGCAACCAAUGUUUGGACUAAUCCUAAUGUGGAACCUACUCCCCUUUCGAGUGAUAUGAUCAGACAUGGGUUAUACAGAUCUGCAAGUAGUAUGCCAGAGAAAAUACAAAAAGAAUUAGAUAAACGAAGAAUUGUAGGAAGUUAUAAUAAUAUAGUAGAAGCAUACAAAGAUAAGAGUCAUCACCGUAGACACAAUUCAUGGGAUAAUGGAAACGGCAUGACGAGAAUGAGUCCGGAUCAGUCCAUGUCACCAAUAGAUAUUAAUCAAUAUAAAAAGGCGAGCACACGUCGCACCUCGACAGUUCCUGAAGAACGUAGACCAUCGCAAACUAACGAUCUUUUGGGCGAACCAAUUCAACCAAUUGACCAUUCGUAUAACGAAUCUCCAGAUUCAAUUCUUAGCGGUUCUUUAGAAAUAAUGAACUCAACGCCGAACACAGCUGAAUCAGAGAUGCCAACAAUACCAUUUCCGGCGGUAACGCACAUUUUGACACCGUUGAAUACUUCAGAAUUUGAAGACCAUUCGCCAAAGACAUCAAAAAAAUCUAAGAAAAAAGAGGAUGAAACUAUUCAACGAGCGUUUGGAAGUCCAAUUCCUAUUGACGAAGAUAAACCACUUUGAAUACUCUAAUCAAUAAGCACAUAAUUAAUGAUAAAUUUUAAUCGUAAUGAUCUGAAAUAAACCAAAAUUAGAUCAUUUAUGAAAAUGAGAAUAAAAAAAUAAAUUGAAAAGAAAUAUAUAUAUAUGAAAAUUAAUUAAUUUUAGAUGGAUAAACUUUGUAAUUGAUUAAAAAAAAAAUAUUUAAUCAAAAGAUCAAAAAGAAUAAAUACUUCAAAUUUUAUGGCAAUUAUAUAAUUAUUUAAAUUAUCAUAUUAUCAUAUCAUAAAUUAAUGAGACAGAUUUAAGACAGGCAAUAAGAUGAAUGUAUAUUUUUAAAUAUUAACAACACAGUAAUGUCAUGUUUUUAAAAUAAAAAUGUAUAAUAUAUAUAGAUAUAUUAUUUCUAUAAAAAUAUGUAAUUAUGUGUGAGCUUAUAUAUAAAUCUACAAGUCAUUAUUUUUCCAUACUGAAAAGAAAAUGACUACUUCUAAAUAAUUCAAAAUAAAAUUUAUAAUGACAAAGGUGUGAAUAAAAUUACAUAUAAUAAAGUAUUUCAUUAUUUUGUCGU
This is a messenger RNA of Apis cerana (Asiatic honeybee), 5350 nucleotides long. Its product is annotated as kinesin-like protein KIF12. Gene Ontology annotation, molecular function: microtubule motor activity; microtubule binding; ATP binding. The record is from RefSeq and is a predicted model, not a curated record. Gene Ontology annotation, cellular component: microtubule associated complex. Lineage: Eukaryota; Metazoa; Arthropoda; Insecta; Hymenoptera; Apidae. Gene Ontology annotation, biological process: microtubule-based movement; mitotic spindle organization; spindle elongation.